Molecule: messenger RNA, 2680 nt
Organism: Helianthus annuus (common sunflower)
Lineage: Eukaryota; Viridiplantae; Streptophyta; Magnoliopsida; Asterales; Asteraceae
Exons: 3
Coding region: 561-2438 (625 amino acids)
Biological process (GO): regulation of transcription by RNA polymerase II
Cellular component (GO): piccolo histone acetyltransferase complex
Source: RefSeq, a predicted model, not a curated record
AUAUUUUUUUAUUUUUUAUUUUUAUUUCAUAUAAUCAAUGACAACAAUAACAAUAAUCUGACGAGAUCAGUUAGACUAGGGUUCCAGAUCCAACGGCCAGCAUCUCUUCAGCCUCUUCACUUACCCCUCUCUACCAUAACCGCCGCCACACACAAUCACUUCUCCCUCUCCGUCGUACUCACCACCACAAGCCGUCACCACCACCACCACCACCACCACCACCACCACCGCUACCUACCUCCCGUUCUAACCUCCACUCGCCGUCAACAGGUACGCGCCAAAACCACACAUACGUACAACGUAUCGAAAGUUUCACCUUUUUUCUAAUCGAUAACUGAUUCAGUUCUUCUCUCGAGAAAUUCGGAUCUCAUAUGACUCUAUAAUCGUGUUUUUGUUCGUUAAUUUUUGUUAAUUGUUCUUAAAAGUAUACAUAUAUGUGUAAUUUUUAGUAUUGUUGGAGAAUUAGGGUUAGGGUUUGAAUUGAUAUUGUUUACGGUAAAAUUGGUGAGAUAAUUGUUGAGAUAGUGACGAGAAUUAGGGUGAGAAAGGUGCCGGUGUCGAUGCCGUCGGUGGAGAUGAGGAGGACUACUAGGGUUUUUGGGGCUAGGGUUUUGAGGUCAGGGAGACGGUUGUUUCCUACUCAAGAGGUUGGAAAACAUAUGAGACGACCGCAGUUAGCUGCCGCGGAUGUCGAAGAGGAUUGGAUCGGGUUGCUUGAUCACAGCGGUGGCGGUUUUAAAGAAAACGUAUGGCAUAAUUCUGAUGAUGGAGUGUUGGAUAAGGAGGUUAAAUUAGGGGAAUCGAAGGAAAUCGAUUCGGUUAAGAGUCUUGAGUCGGAUGGUGAUUUUGUCACCGGAAGUAGACGGUGGGGAUUGGUUUAUUCCAGGAAACGGAAGCGAACCGAAUCAUCCGAUGAUUUAGAUAAAAAAUUUGGGAAAAAGUUUUUUAGGAAGCAGUCUGGAAAGAAGAUUGUUACGGAAGACUUGCCGCCACCGGAUAUUUCCGCCACAGAGCCUCGUUUAUCUGAGAAAUCUAAUUCUAGAAAGAAGAAGACGAGGGGGGUUUCGGCGUCUAGACGAAUGACUAGAAAUUCAUCGAGUUUGUCGUCAAGAAACAGUGUUACGAUCCACCGUGGCAUACAAAAAAGGCGAAGUUCGUUAAGGUCGAGAAAGCAAAGAAACCCUUCAAGUUUCGGAAAUUCGAACGCCGGUGGAGGUGUUAUGAAGGACGGUGAGCCGUUCUAUCCGAUGAAGUCAAACACCGAGAUUUCGAAGUCAAUUCGAAGAGUUAGUGUUAAAGACGUUAAAGAAUUAACACAAGAUAUUGAUUCCGCAAGUUGCAAUGCAAGUAUAUUAGUAAUAGAAUCGGACAGGUGUCAUAGAGAAACAGGAGCUGUUAUUACUAUGGAAACAUCGGGCCCGAAUCAUUGGUUUCUUGUAGUAAAACGAAACGGGGUUGAGCGUUUUCGCGUUGAAACUCGAAACGUAAUGAGACCGUGUUUUUGCAAUCGGGUCACUCACGCCAUAAUUUGGGCUGGUGGGGAUGAAAGUUGGAGACUUGAGUUUCCCAUCAGGCAAGAUUGGCUUAUUUUUAAGGAAUUAUACAAAGAAUGUUCCGAAAGAACCGUACGCGUGCAGGAUUGUUCAGCAAGUAUUAUACCCGUGCCUCAAGUGAACGAAGUAUUAGGUUAUGCAGAUGAAAAAUACGUUCCGUUUAAGAUGCCUGACUUGUACAUCAGAUCACGGGGUGACGAGGUUUCUAGAAUAUUGGAAAAGAGUGAUCCGGUUUAUGAAAUGGACUCUGAUGAUGAUGAGUGGUUAAAUAAGUAUAAUGAUGGACGUUCUUCACGGGUCGAUGAAGAUGCUUUUGAGAAAAUAAUUGAUGCUUUUGAAAGAGGGAUGUAUUGCAGUCCGGAUGAUUAUUCGGAUGUAACAAAGGCUGUUGAUCGGUGUUUGAUGCUGGCAUCAAAGGAUGUUUUGGAAGCUGUUUAUGGUUAUUGGAUGGCUAGAAGGAAGGCGAAGCGUUCUGCUCUUGUUCCGGCUUUUGAGCUCUACAAGCCAAAAAAACACGAGCAACUAAAUUUCAAAGCGGUUUUACGCAAGAAAAGAUCGUUUAGACAACGUGGGACCCAAUCUGGAAGAGGAAAGCAGAUAACCUUUUUGAAAGCAGCCUUGCAUGAAAAAACAAAAACCGAUGCAGCAGAAGCAGAGAACAUCACCGCGAAAGUACAAGAAACAAAAGAGGCGGCAAAUAGGGCGGAACAAGAGGCGAUAACUAAGCGGCACCGAGCUCAGCUGUUAAUGGAGGUUGCAGACUUAUUAACUUACAAAGCCUCCAUUGCGGUUAAAAUCGCUGAAGCCCUAGCGGCACCUGGAUCUGGAGCGGAUAAUGCGAUCGAUGAACUUUUUUUACCCGUGGGUAACGCGGGUUUUACUUGAUCUUUUGAUUUUGCCGGUUAAAAAGGUGGUUGGUUUUUAUAUGAGUUUUUUAGUUUUUGGAAGCUUUUGCAGGUUGUGCAUGAAAGCUAGUAGUAGUGUAAUUGCUGUACAGAACGUGAUUGCAUGUACAUUCUGCAUCAAUAGUAGUACCUUACAAAAACCAAAUGUUGUAAAAGUAGGGAUUUGGUUUAGUUUUCUUUUUAAAUAUUUUGGGAAAACAAUACUAAUGGGUUUAAACUUAA